This is a messenger RNA of Phytophthora infestans T30-4, 1462 nucleotides long. RefSeq lists its product as uncharacterized. The coding region runs from base 125 to 1462 and encodes 445 amino acids. Gene Ontology annotation, molecular function: phosphatidylinositol binding. NCBI's taxonomy places the organism in Eukaryota, Oomycota, Peronosporomycetes, Peronosporales, Peronosporaceae. The transcript has a single exon. The record is from RefSeq and is a predicted model, not a curated record.
CCACGAACGUCUCCUCCGCCUGUCCAUCUCGAUCGCCAAGUGGUCUGCUGCUUAGCCACCGAUAUUCCUAGUACAAAGGCGCCCUUGGAAGUCUCGCAUUGCAGCUCUUCUACAGUACUUAACUAUGGGCUGCAAAAACUCCAAAGAGACAGCACUCAUGCAUCGCGCCAGCAGCGUCGCAGUGCCUCUUCGACCCACGACACCGUCGUUCCACGCUCACGACUCGAAGUUCUGGUUGUCCACUAGCGGGUCGCAGGCCAACGAGUUCCGUGAGGAAGUACCGUCCUUUGUAGUCUCCGACAGCGUCGACCUGGUUGGAAGCUCCGAUGGCGAACCUGUGCACGGCAUGGUCAGCGCCUUCACCUUCUCCUUCAUCCACACGUCCGAAGCUGGUAGCAAUUCCAGCUUCAGUCUCAGCAGCUCAUCCAUGUCGGAAGAUCAGAUGUCACCCCGUCCGCCCGAGUCGUUGACGUUCGCCAUGACCGGCGACCCGAUCGAGCUCCAGCCGAUUCUAGAGGAGCGUUCAGGACCGCGAGACGCCGCUGAAGUGUCGGCCAGCACUACAGCGGAGCCAGCACAGGAUGCUGCACCGAGCGAAUGCGACAAGACGGAACCCGAAGACGAGUCGUCACCGUAUGCUGCUCUGACGCACGUUGGCGAGAGCAGCGUGGUGAGUGAGUCGGCCGUGACGGAAUCGAGCGAGCUGCUGGUGAAUGAGCUGGUCGCGUCCGGUACCAGCCAUCACAGUGAAGACAGCAGCAACAACUCCGGAGAUACCAGACGAUCAGUCGAUACGUCGGAGUUGAGUGAAGGUGGCGAGUACUUAGUCACGGAGACAGGUGCAGUUGUCCGCCAGAAGUCGCACGUUUUAGAGUCCUCAGCUCAAGAGGACAGCAGCAGCGACUCUAUCAAGCGUGAGUCGAUUCAAGAAGUCGCUGCAGCGAUCGUACAGGAGGUCGUCGAUGACGCCGUGUCCAGUAACGAGCCACAGCAACCACGAGACCGAGGAGAGCUCGUUGCACGAAGCAGUUUGCAGGUUGAACCAUCAAGUACAGGCGUGUUCUAUCUCAGCAUGAAGACGCAGCCACCGGACAACGCCCUGAUGCCUAGCGCAAGGCGUCCGAUCUACGCCGUUGUCGGAACAUCUACCGAUAAGGGAGUGGUGCUGUACCACGUGCAGCUUAUGGACGAGGUAACAUACAGCUCCAAAUGGCCAGCACCACUACGUCGUCGUUACUCCCGCUUUAGCGAGAUGUAUACGAAGUUGAAGGAGUCCAAGCUACAGUCCGCGGACAAACUACCGAAACUGUCUCGAGCCGGCGUGGUGCACUUUGUGCGUGGUCGACAGAGCAAGAAGACGAUUGAGGAGCGUCAGCAGCAGUUCACCAACGUGCUGCACUACGUCGCCGAUCAUCGAGAACUACACGACAGCGCCGCGUUCCAGAGUUUCCUAGCCCAUUGA